Sycon ciliatum is the source of this 1698-nucleotide messenger RNA. Its product is annotated as DNA damage-regulated autophagy modulator protein 2-like. The transcript is spliced from 7 exons. The record is from RefSeq and is a predicted model, not a curated record. Lineage: Eukaryota; Metazoa; Porifera; Calcarea; Leucosolenida; Sycettidae. Bases 265 to 1116 code for a protein of 283 amino acids.
CUUUUCUCGUUUUGCUUUGAAUAUUUGAAGUGGGUUUGUUGCUUUCACCUUCACUUCAGAUUGUAAUUUUGUACUUUAGUUUGUACUUUCAGGGCAGAACGCACGUGCUUCUUGUCCUUUGCUUGUAGCAGGAAGCCAACACCCAUUCUGUGUCAAAGCGGAGACGUUUUGAAGCGAGUGAGGAAACACUGAGGGAGCUUGAGUGCAGCGCCAUGGUGUAAUUUCGUCUGUUUCCGAGAGAACGGCUUGUGUUUCACAACCACGAUGGGUUGUGGCAGGUGGUGCGGCCUUGGGCUAUUGCCGGUGGCUCUAAUGGUCACGUUGUCGUGUUCUUUUCUGACGACGUUUAUCAUAGCCUGGAAGGAAGGCCACAUUGAUCCGGCGUUUCCCUAUAUUAGUGAUACGGGAGCUGACCCGCCGGAGAGCUGUGUCUUCACCUUGAUGCUUAGCCUUUGCUCAUUCUUAGUAUUUUGUAUCGUUUUUGUACGCUACAAGCAAGUGGCUGAGUAUAACAAGCAGGAUGUGCUUCGCGUACUCAGACUUAACCGAUGGGGAUCAUACGUGGGCUACCUUGCUGCAUUCGGCAUGCUAGUGGUGGCAAGUUUUCAGGAGAUUUACGUUGGUGUCGUGCAUCUGACGGGAGCCACAAUGACGUUCGCCGGAGGUGUAGUUUAUGGCAUUAUGCAGUGCGUCAUGACGUAUCGCAUGCAGGCCGGGCAGACAACGAUGCAGCGAGGUCGCCUGCUCCUGGUGCGUAUGGUCAUCAACCUCCUCACCGCCAUCUGCUUUGUGAACACCAUGGUCUUCAUGGCCGUCAGCCAUAAACAGUUUCACGUGGAGAACAACUAUCAUCUGAACGCUUCCAUGCACUGGAAGAAAGGUGACGGGGGUUAUGAAGCGCAUAUUGCCAGCACUGUGUCCGAGUGGGCGAUGGGUUUCCUCUUCGCCAUCUUUUUCCUGACCUUCUUCAAAGAGUUCCAGCGCAUUAAUCUAGACGUGCACAUUCGGCUGCGCCUCCACGAGGACUUCUCAUUCGGAGUUGACCGGCAACCGUUGAACGAGGGCAUUGCUCGCUUGGAUGAAGAAAAUAACCAUGGCGAUGAUGGAGUGUGGUAAUGCAACUGUACUGCUACAUAUCUUUUCUCUUAAAAUGAUCUUGCUAAUUUUUUUUGACCGGAAUUGUAAUUUUAUUUUUACCGCAAAACCAAUAGUGGCCUAAUCCUAGAUCCUGUGGCUUCUCACUCUAGCCGUGAACUGUGAUGAUCUGUUUGAAAUUUUUUCUUUUUUUUUCUUCCACUCGCUUGAAUUACUCUGGAGGGGAACCACUCAUGAGUUCGAGUCAUAACACACACAACGUACAUAUACUGUAGCCUGUAAAUCUUUUGAGUCUCACCGUUUUGACUAGCCUUUUUAGUACGUGUCCCGUACAUGCAUCACUAUCAUACCUGUCGGGGUCCCGUACAUGCAUCACUAUCAUACCUGUCGGGUCUCGAGUAAACACAGUAGUAGUACAUGGCGUCUUCUUUUUAUUACCGGUAGGACAUGUUUUCUAUUGCCAGCGCAGUUUGUCAUGGGCUCUUUGUUUGAAGUAGGUUGCUUCUCUCUGGAUACGGUCCUGGAGAUAUUUUGUUGGCUCUGCAACAGUUUUAACUCGGUGCCUUUCAGCACUAUUGAGCACAUUAAUUUUAUGUUCCCUGA